AGGCAGUCUAGCGGUUGCCAGCCCUGGUCAGGUCUGGUUCACAAAAAAAAAGUAAAAUUACAUUUUAAUCUUCCCAAUAUGCAAAUAUCUGUGCGGAAUUCAGCGGAAACAGAACGCAGGCAGUGAAUACCGCCUCAAGAAUGUGACAUUCGCCCGUGCAAAGAGACGUUUCGUGCCUUGCCCGAGUGCCGAACCCCUUCCAGCCGCACAAAAUCGAUGCAGAUGCUGCUGUCUGCAUCGCUCGCACAUUCUUAUGGAGAGUGCACUAAAGUCGGUCGCCACAGGCCACGGGGCCCAGUGACAGCAACGAAAGCCGUGAAAUUAACUAGCAAUAAACACUGAAAGAGUCGCAUUUCAAAAGAUGCACACUAACGAAAACAAAAGCAAUAACAAGGUGCUCGAAUCGGACCAAAAUAAAUACAUACAGACGGCCGAGGGGGCCGAUGAUAUGUAUUGACGUCGCUGCCGCGCUGAAGUGGAGCUGAUUACACAAAAGAUCCUCAAAACAGUUUUAUCCAAGGCUCGAAUAUGUCCGACGGUGUCAGCAUCUUGCACAUAAAGCAGGAGGUGGACACUUCUUCGGCCGGCGGCGGAACCUCGUGCUUCAGUCCCAGUUCAAAGUCAACGGCCACGCAGAGUGGCACCAACGGCAUGAAGUCCUCGCCCUCGGUCUCGCCGGAGCGGCAGCUCUGCAGCUCAACGACCUCCCUCUCCUGCGAUCUGCACAACGUAUCCUUAAGCAACGAUGGCGAUAGUCUGAAGGGCGGUGGAGCCGGCAGUGGCACCAGUGGCAACGGCGGUGGAGGAGGAGGCGGUGGCGGCACCAGUGGAGGAAGUGCCAACACUGCGAGUGCCGGAACAGGUUCCGGAUCCGUCAGGGAUGAGCUGCGCCGGCUGUGCUUGGUUUGCGGCGAUGUGGCCAGUGGAUUCCACUACGGCGUGGCCAGCUGCGAGGCCUGCAAGGCGUUUUUCAAACGCACCAUCCAGGGGAACAUUGAAUACACCUGCCCGGCGAACAACGAGUGCGAGAUCAACAAGCGGAGACGCAAGGCCUGCCAGGCGUGUCGCUUCCAGAAGUGCCUGCUCAUGGGCAUGCUCAAGGAGGGCGUGCGCUUGGAUCGGGUUCGUGGUGGGCGGCAGAAGUACCGACGGAAUCCCGUCUCCAACUCAUACCAAACUAUGCAGCUGCUAUACCAAUCCAACACCACCUCGCUGUGCGAUGUGAAGAUCCUGGAGGUGCUCAACUCCUACGAGCCGGACGCCUUGAGCGUCCAAACGCCGCCACCGCAGGUGCACACAACUACCAUUGCUAAUGACGAGGCCUCAUCCUCUUCGGGCAGCAUUAAACUGGAGUCCAGCGUUGGAGUCACGCCCAAUGGGACUUGCAUUUUCCAGAACAACAAUAACAAUGAUCCCAAUGAAAUACUGAGCGUGCUGAGCGACAUUUACGACAAGGAGCUGGUCAGCGUAAUUGGCUGGGCCAAGCAGAUCCCUGGAUUCAUAGAGUUGCCCCUCAACGACCAGAUGAAACUGCUGCAGGUGUCGUGGGCCGAAAUCCUCACCCUCCAGCUGACCUUUCGGUCGCUGCCGUUUAAUGGCAAACUGUGCUUCGCCACGGACGUCUGGAUGGACGAGCUGCUGGCCAAGGAAUGCGGCUACACGGAGUUCUACUACCAUUGCGUGCAGAUUGCGCAGCGCAUGGAGAGGAUUUCGCCACGCAGGGAAGAGUACUACCUGCUAAAGGCGCUGCUGCUGGCCAACUGCGACAUCCUGCUGGACGAUCAGAGUUCGCUGCGCGCCUUCCGCGAUACGAUUCUCAACUCCCUUAACGAUGUCGUCUACUUGCUGCGCCACUCGUCGGCGGUGUCGCAUCAGCAGCAGUUGCUCCUGCUGCUGCCUUCGCUGCGGCAGGCGGAUGACAUCCUGCGGCGAUUCUGGCGGGGAAUAGCUCGCGAUGAAGUCAUCACGAUGAAGAAACUGUUCCUCGAGAUGCUCGAGCCGCUGGCCAGGUGAAACGGAUUAUGCGGGCGGCCAAUCUAGUUGAUCUAGCUGAUAAGCAAAGGUGCAAAUAUAGUCUUAAGUUGGACGUAUACUAGCGUAGAUUAAGCGUAGGAUAAGCCAUGUACAUAGAUAGUAAAAUACUUGUCGGGUAAGAUAAGUUCGCAGAGAAAAAACUCUUUUUAAUGACCUACAAACUACAGCAACUCAAAAUUCUACUUAAGCCUAGAAUCGCGACGUGUGUACACUCGAUAAAGGUGCAAGGGUGUUGUACGUCCCCCUUUGUAAAUGAGUCACAGUUCUCCAAUAAUUUGUUCAAAUCGAUUCUCACUGGUUUUGAUAUGCGAUUCAUAACCUUUCGAUGAAACGUGGUAUGUAACUUUAAGGCCCUUUUAACUUACUUAGUAGAAACAUUACAUUGGACUAUAUACUGCUUGUCAGUUUCAUGUUUCCCAGUGAUUUUUGUGUAUGCAGUACACUUGCGGUCAAAUGAAGUAGCACUUUUAAUACAACUCAAAUUGCAUAGCCUAACGAUAUUCUUUAGUUCUGUGUUUUAUUUAGGAUUUAAAGUUUCGUUUCCUUAGAUUUGCAAAAAGAAUUGUUAUAUUAGUGUUCUUAAAUGUGGUUUUAAUAAAUGUGAAUUUGUUACAUACCAAAA
Molecule: messenger RNA, 2656 nt
Organism: Drosophila biarmipes
Lineage: Eukaryota; Metazoa; Arthropoda; Insecta; Diptera; Drosophilidae
Gene: ERR
Product: steroid hormone receptor ERR2
Exons: 3
Coding region: 529-2013 (494 amino acids)
Biological process (GO): regulation of DNA-templated transcription
Cellular component (GO): nucleus
Molecular function (GO): nuclear steroid receptor activity; sequence-specific DNA binding; zinc ion binding
Source: RefSeq, a predicted model, not a curated record